Molecule: messenger RNA, 2736 nt
Organism: Copidosoma floridanum
Lineage: Eukaryota; Metazoa; Arthropoda; Insecta; Hymenoptera; Encyrtidae
Gene: Tg
Product: transglutaminase
Biological process (GO): peptide cross-linking
Molecular function (GO): protein-glutamine gamma-glutamyltransferase activity
Source: RefSeq, a predicted model, not a curated record
CAGUGGUCUACCUACGCCUAAUGGAUCGGGAGCGCUGACAGAGAGUCCACAUUUGCUCGCUGGCAAGGCUAGUCGACGGAGAUCGGGUCCACGUAAUUGCAAAAAAAAAAAAAGGAACACUUUAUUGAUUUUUGCGAAAAAGACAAGCAAAAAAUGAGAAGAUCGUGGGAACGUUAUCGCUGGGACCCCGAGAGAAUCUUGAAGUUGCUAUUGAGUCCACCUCCGCGAGGAAGGAACGUCGUGCCGGUCUGCAACAAGCCCGAGUGCUUGCCUAAGCCUCCGGAGCUGACUGUUCAUGGGGAGAACUACUCGCGAUCGGUGCUGACGAUCGUCCACGUGGACUACUGCGUGCCGGAGAACGCGAAGGCCCACCGCACCGCGCGCUACGAGGUGUCGAAUCGGCCGAGCGGCCAAGCCCGGCUGGUCGUGCGUCGCGGCCAGUCCUUCCUCCUCGAGUUGACGCUGUCGCGCAACUACGACCCCGCCAUCGAUGGCAUGUCCAUCGUGUGUACCCUCGACGGUGUCGAGAGGCCGCAGUACGGGCACGGCACCCUCGUCGCCUCCCCCGUCUUGCAUCCGAACGAGGUGUCCGACGGCGCCUGGCAGACCGUCGUCCAGGCCUACGCCGACAACUCACUCAGGAUCAAGGUUACUCCGGCAGCGGAUGCCAUUGUCGGAAAGUGGCGGAUAGACAUUGAUACGAAAAGACGAGACUCCGAGGGCGCGGUCAGUUUCACCGUUGACCAUCCGUUUUACAUGAUAUUCAAUCCUUGGUGCCGAGAGGACUUGGUGUACUUGGGAAACGAGUCGGAGCGCCAGGAGUACGUUUUGGCGGACACCGGCCUCAUAUGGCGAGGCACCGGCAACCGGAUGAGACCGUCCGUGUGGAAGUACUCGCAAUUCGAGACGGACAUACUCGACUGUGCCCUCCACAUGAUAACGAACGUGGGAAAGGUCCGGAUAUCCGCUCGCAACGACCCCGUCGUUGUCACCCGUGUUCUCUCGGCUGCGGUCAACUCGCCCGACGACUACGGCGUGGUGAUGGGCAACUGGACCGAGGACUUUUCCGGGGGCACGCAGCCGUCCCAGUGGGUGGGCUCGCAAAAGAUCCUCCAGCAGUACUACCAGACGAGGAGGCCCGUCAAGUACGGCCAGUGUUGGGUGUUUGCCGGUGUCCUCGCCACCGUCUGCCGAACCCUCGGCCUGCCCUGUCGAGUCGUCACCAACUACUCGAGCGCCCACGACACCCAAAACAGCCUCACGGUCGACUACUUUGUCGACGAGGACGGCAAGAUCAUGGAAGAGCUCAACAGUGACUCCAUAUGGAACUUUCACGUCUGGAACGAGGUGUGGAUGAAGAGACUGGACCUGACGGCCGACUGCCACGGCUGGCAGGUGAUCGACGCCACUCCCCAGGAGCUGAGCGAGGACGCCUACCGGCUCGGCCCGGCUUCCGUGGCCGCCGUCAAACGCGCCGACGUACACCGUCCCUACGACAACGGCUUCGUCUUUGCCGAGGUCAACGCCGACAAGGUCUUCUGGAGAUACAACGGACCCUCCCAGCCGCUCAAGCUUGUGCGGAAGGACAUUUACGGAAUCGGACAGAACAUAAGUACGAAGGCGGUCGGUAGCUGGGAACGCGAGGAUAUAACGCACACGUACAAGUACCCGGAGAAGUCGGACGAAGAGCGGGCUGCCAUGCUGAAGGCGCUGCGGCAGAGCGAGUCGCUGUUCAGCCGUUACUACCUCAACGAGGAGUUCAACGACAUAAUGUUCAACUUUGAGCUGAGGGACGACAUCGUGAUCGGCCAGCCCUUCAGCGUCGUGCUGGUGAUAAAGAACCACAGCUACUCGCAAACGUACCAGGUGUCGGUGAUACUGCGCGUGGAAGUGGUCACGUACACGGGCCGAGUGGGCGACGCGGUCAAGCGGUCGGACAGCGAGCGUUUCAUCAGACCCGGCCAGACGGACGAGGUGCGACUCGAGGUGUCCUGGGACGAGUACGGGCCGCGGCUGCUCGACCAGGGCGCCUUCAACAUAUCCUGCCUCGCCACCGUCAAGGACACGAAUUUCGAGUACUUUGCGCAGGACGACUUCCGCGUCAGGAAGCCCGACAUAAAGAUCGAGUUGGAGAACGAGCCAUGCGCCGGUGAGCUGCUCGAGGCGGUGGCGCGUUUCACGAACCCGCUGCCGAUCCCGUUGAGGCGGGGCAAGUUUCUCAUCGAGGGCCCGGGCUUGAGGGAGCAGAUAAAGCUCAAGCUCACCGAGAACGUGGAGGUCGGUGCCGAGGCGGUCUGUCGGUUCUCGAUGUACCCCGAGUACGAGGGCAGAGCCACGAUAGCCGCGAAAUUUUACUCCAAGGAACUCGACGACGUCGACGGUUUUGUCAACUUUACGGUGCAACCGAGGCCGUACGUCAGGCGAGAGUAGAACGAACCAAUGUAUUUUUAUUUUAUUUUAUUCUUUUUUUUUUGUUUGCUGCCAAAAAUCACGCACCUGGAAGUUCAUUCCACUGUUGUACAUUUCGCGCAACUAUUGGCUAAGAGAUUAUUAUUUUUUUACGUUUCAUUAACCCAUUUUGUACGCGCGUAAACGUGCUACGUUUUUAUUUAUACAAUUCAAACGAAAAUGAAAAAUAUAUAGUAUUAUGUAGAUAUUAUUUAUGUAAACUAACGCCGAUUUUAACGCAGUGCAUAUAGGCUUAAGUAUGGAAAUACAUAAAAUUUUGUAAAUUAA